This is a messenger RNA of Bipolaris sorokiniana ND90Pr, 512 nucleotides long. RefSeq lists its product as uncharacterized. NCBI's taxonomy places the organism in Eukaryota, Fungi, Ascomycota, Dothideomycetes, Pleosporales, Pleosporaceae. Bases 42 to 203 code for a protein of 53 amino acids. Gene Ontology annotation, biological process: meiotic DNA recombinase assembly involved in reciprocal meiotic recombination; meiotic joint molecule formation; double-strand break repair via homologous recombination. Gene Ontology annotation, cellular component: Swi5-Swi2 complex; Swi5-Sfr1 complex. The record is from RefSeq and is a predicted model, not a curated record. The transcript has a single exon.
GCGCAGAUGGACGGUACGACGAGCCUACUGACACGGACAUUAUGACCGCAGCGAACAAAGUCGUCAAAGAGCACAUCAAGCUACUGCAUGAGUACAAUGAACUGAAAGAUGUGGGCCAGGGUCUUAUGGGGCUAAUCGCCGACCAGCGGGGCGUCAGAAUUGUCGAGGUUCAGGAAGAGUUUGGCAUUGAUGCAGAAGACUGAUUGGCCAUCAGGUCUUGAGCACUUUUCCAUGGCCAGGAAUGGAUGAGUCUGCAUUGACUCGUGACUGUGGUGGAAAAGAGGGGCCACCGGACACAUCCCUCCGGACCCUUCUUGACUUGUAUUCCGUUAACUCUCCGCGUUGGGUCAAUCAUCUCAGCUCUUUUUGCUCAGUGGCAUUGCGAGUCUACUGACUCAUUUCGUCGGGUAGGUCUACUUUGUCGGAUAGGUCCACUUCCGCUCGACCAUACGCCCAUCCUAUCAAGCGCUGCUUACAUAGUAUUCUGCCGAGAAAGUAGUGUUGUCUUGGCC